This is a messenger RNA of Papilio xuthus (Asian swallowtail), 2501 nucleotides long. RefSeq names its product protein disulfide-isomerase A5. The coding region runs from base 234 to 2162 and encodes 642 amino acids. Gene Ontology annotation, biological process: protein folding. The transcript has 12 exons. Gene Ontology annotation, molecular function: protein disulfide isomerase activity. Gene Ontology annotation, cellular component: endoplasmic reticulum. NCBI's taxonomy places the organism in Eukaryota, Metazoa, Arthropoda, Insecta, Lepidoptera, Papilionidae. The record is from RefSeq and is a predicted model, not a curated record.
GACGCGUGGAAGGACGUCGACAUCGACAGCCUGUUAGAAAUUAAACGCCCAUCACUAUUGCUCUUUCAAAAAAUUUCCUUGUAUAUAGCAAGUCAAUCAAAUGUUAAAACUAAAACUUUGUUUGAGAAAAAAAUAAUUGAAGUCAAAACAUUUUACUAGGUUGUGCUUAGUUACAAUUUAUUUGCUUCAUUAAUUAAUAUUACCGUGCAAUUGUGUUGGAGCUGUGUUAAAUCAUGCGAUAUCAACAUUUGUUACGACUGUUUAUAUAUUUGUGUCUAUGUAUGCAAACAUUGGUUCAAGCGAAAAAACAAAAAACCAAUCUCAUAACACAAACCAAUGAUAUAAAGGAGUUCAAAAAGUUACUAAGAACCAAAACAAAUGUAUUGGUUUUAUUUGUUAAUGAACCAAAAACAUCUCAAGCUAUUGUGGAUGUUUUCAAAGAGACUGCAGAUGCGAUGAAAGGAAAAGCAACUUUAGUGUCCAUUGAUUGUAGCAACAGCGAUGGUAAAAAACUAUGCAAAAAGUUAAAAGUUAGUAAUGAAAAACCAUAUCAUAUCAAACAUUAUAAAGAUGGCGAAUACCACAAAGAUUAUGACAGGGGUGAGACUGUGUCUGCCUUUUGCAACUUCCUGCGUGAUCCUACAGGUGACUUGCCUUGGGAGGAAGAUCCUAAAGCAACAGAUAUAUUUCAUCUCCAAGAUGGCGAGGCAUUAACAAAAUUCUUGAAGAAGGGUAUGGCAUCUUAUAAGAGAUCUUUGAUUAUGUUCUAUGCACCUUGGUGUGGGUACUGCAAAACAUUGAAACCUGAGUAUGUUGCUGCCGCUGCAGAUUUAAAGGGUGAAGCAUUGCUCGCAGCUAUUGAUGUUGCUAAGCCAGGAAACUCGAGAAUAAGGCAGCAAUACAAUAUUACAGGAUUUCCCACCCUUCUAUAUUAUGAGAAGGGUCAGUUUAGAUUCCCAUAUAAUGGUGACAAUAAACAUCAAGCAAUUGUUGAUUUCAUGAGAGACCCACACUCACAAGUACAUCAAAAGAAAAGUGAGGUGGACGAUGAAAGUUGGUCACAGGAUUCGGAUGUAGUGCAUUUAACAGCUGACAGUUUCGACAGUGUAUUGGCGAAUGUUGAACAUGCUUUAGUAGUCUUUUACGCCCCCUGGUGUGGACAUUGCAAAAGAAUUAAACCGGAGUUUGAGAAAGCAGCGGCUAGGAUAAAUAUCGAAAAUAUCCCAGGUCUUUUAGCAGCCGUAGACGCGACUGUAGAAUCAGGAUUGGCUGCGCGUUUCGGUGUUAAAGGUUAUCCAACUCUGAAGUAUUUCAACAAGGGUCAAUACAAAUACGACGCCGGUCAUGCCAGACAAGAGGAACAAAUUGUGGACUUCAUCAAGAAUCCUCAAGAGCCGCCACCACCACCUCCGCCAGAAAAGCCCUGGUCUGAAGAGGAAGGCCAAGUUAGACAUCUCAGUGAAUCAACAUUCAAAAAUACACUCCGGAAGGUCAAACAUGCAAUAAUAAUGUUCUAUGCACCAUGGUGCGGACACUGCAAGAGUACUAAACCUGAAUUCUCCGAAGCAGCGGAAACAUUUGCUGAUGAAUUAUCAGUUGUUUUUGGUGCUGUUGACUGUACAACUGAACAACAGCUGUGUUCUAAUUACAAAGUGCGAGGAUAUCCUACAUUAAAAUACUUCAGUUACUUCAAUAAACUUGUUGAAGAGUACAGUGGAGGACGGAAGAAAGAAGAUUUUAUAACAUUUAUAAACAGUCAACGGGGCAAGCAUGAGGCUCCGCAGAAACAAAUGACAAGCCAGGAGGCCGGCUUUGGUGUUAAUGUUCAGAUGAUCAAUGAUGAUGACUUCCAUACCAUUAUAGCAUCCAAAACCCCCACAUUUAUCAUGUUUUAUGCUACAUGGUGCGGUCAUUGCUCUACAGUGAAGCCGGUGUACAGUCGACUUGCGACUAAAAUGAAGUCAAUCGGUGGACCUGUCCUUGUCGCAGCUGUGGAAGCCUCUGAUAAUCCUAAAGUCGCAGACUACGCGAAGAUAGAAACAUUGCCAACAUUCAAAAUAUACUCCAAUGGUAAUUUAUUAGCUGAUUAUGAUGGAGAUAGAUCCGCAGAAGACUUUGAAAGAUUCUGUAUGUCGCAUGCUAAAAGGAAAGAUGAACUGUGAUUUAAAUUCUAAUUGUGUAUCGUAUCUGGUUUGAGUUGGCACGUGGUCCAAAAGGAUUUACUUAAUACCAACGUGCCAAAUCAAUCUGAUACUAUAAAGCGUCUUGCAAUCUGAUGUUUUACUGUCAAAUUAUUGGUCAAUUAGUAAAUAGUUUAAACAUGUUUGUUCUCCUUUCGAUACGUUUAAUUCGGUAUUUUUUUUUAUUUAGGUACUUAAUAUUCGUAUUUUUUUUGUAUUUGAAAGUAAAAACUCAUGAUUUAAUGUUACGUUAAUAAUUAUCAUCACAAUAUAAAUAGCUUUAGAUUUAUUAAAAUGCGUAAUCUUAGUCAAUAUUAUUGA